CCUAUUUAAGUAUUUUUACUCCGCAGUUAUUCAUAAAAUAUUAUUGCUGAACGAACCUAAUUGAGAACUUGUCAUGGACAUUUUGUCUCACUCAGCCACGAGCAAGGGAACAUACACUGGAGCAGGCAUACUUCUCCGUUAAGAAUCAAGGAUUGAAGAAUUCAACUGUAAUUCAUUAAGGUUUUUGAAUUUACGAAUCUUCUAUUUUGCCAUAAAAUUUCCAUUUUGUAUAUCUGACCAAACCAUAUGUUUUGAUUCUCUGUACAAAGUUUUUCAUCUUCUCAAGUGACCGCACAUUGGCCAACUUUUGUAACUUGGUAACUGCAUAUCCUGACUUUGACUUCAGAUUCAAGUAUGUAUAUUGGAAUUCCACAAACUGUAGUGUUGCUCUACUGCAGGCGGUGUAUGGGAAGCAUGUCUAAACUUGAGCCCCGAGAAUCUGACAAACCAUAUACCCAUUAGUUCCAAUAGUCAUACAGGCUUGCCAAAUUGUUUCUUAGGGGAAGCAAUGGGACAUAGACAAGCUACAAAUUCAUUUGGUACAUUUGGAAAUGCUCAGAAUCAGCAUCAAAGCUAUAUCCCAGAGCAACCUUUUACUGCCACAGGAAGAUUUGCUGCUCCAAGUGGCUCUUUUGUCCAACCCGGAGAUGUAUUGCCAAGUGGUGAAGACCAACACUUGAAUUCCAGAAGCAAUGGAAAUUAUCAAUAUCAUUAUUCAAAUUAUAACACGGAAGCAGUUCAUUUUCUCCCACAACCUCCAUACAUGCCUUUUCAGCAACUAUCAUCAUAUGCUGGGAAUGUAUGCAUUCCCGGGAGUAAUGGAUAUGGUGUUGGUCUGGCUGAUCAUCACCCAAGCAUCCAUAGAGGGCCAUUUAAAAGGAAAAGAUCCAUCAUUGCUGGACCCUGUGAAAGAGGAGGCAGCAGAUGGUUUGAAGUUGGAAGCUCCUCUGGAUCUUCUGCUGGGAUGUUGAGACCAGUUCCAGGAAAUGAGAACAUCCCUUCAAAUCACACAUGCAUUCGUCAUGGAAGUAGUAGCAUCUCUAUCAAUGGUGAUGACUCAUGGAGGAAUGUUAGAAGAAGAUAUAGUUAUGCCUCGGGUCACGAUCCCGGUAGAACUCAUCAUAUCUCAGAUUACUCAUCUGUUCCGCAUCAAUUUACAACAUAUCCAGCAAAUUACUCUGGUGGCAGAAGCACAUUUGGUUCAAGCUUAGGAGGGAAUUCACAUCNCCCCCCCCCGACAGAAGUGUUACAUUGGGCCGUAGAUGAUCCAAAAAGUUUCUCAAGAGUUUUAGAAUCUGGUGGCUCAAGUCAUGACAUGAACGCUUUUUAUAUUGGAGGAGGUGCUGCCGGCAUGAGUGGCCACCAUGGUAGCUGGUUAUCAACUGGAAGGGAAAGAUGCAUUAAUUAUAACGGAAGAAUAUUACCCCCAAAUGUUAAUGGUUUGGGCCGCCUGCAGCUUGGCCUUUCUGCACCAACGUCCACUGAAAACAGUGUGCUUUCUGCUGAAACAUUUUCCUUCAGAAAUAUGAGGUCAGCUAGUGCUGAAGGAUGGCCUGAAUGGUGCAACCGCGUGCAACAUGGAAGUGUUGGGGUUACUAAUGCACUUCCUAGUGUGGUCGAUACUCGAGAUAGAAUGAGAUCUGAGGUACUCACGUUCGAACGUCAAUCAUUUUCCGGGGUUUCCAGAAACAUGUUUGAUGAUUACGUAGGCAUGAGGCUAGAUGUUGAUAGCAUGAGUUAUGAGGAACUGCUUGCCCUGGGGGAUAGAAUAGGGAUUGUCAAUACGGGUUUGUCCGAGGAUAUGGCUUCCAAGUGCAUGACAGCGGAAGGCUUUGUUUCUUCUAAUGACGAUGACAAAAGUUGUGCCAUUUGCCUCGAAAUUUAUGAGGAGGAAGAGGAAGUAGGGAGGUUGAAGAGGUGUGGACAUGACUACCAUGUGAGAUGCAUCACCAAGUGGCUGUCAAUGAAAAAUGUCUGCCCAAUCUGUAAAUUGCCUGCUCUUAAGGAUGAUGAAUAUUAGUAGUGGUUAGUAUUAUAGUACUGUAAUAUUUUAAUGCUACAGUUUACUAUGAUCAACCUCAUGUAAAUAUUAUUAAUAAUCCGUAGUAUUGUAAGAAUCAUGUUAUUUGGUAGUCAAGUCUUAUUUUCCUUUGUGCACCCUGCACAGUUAAUGUAAAUUCUGGAUUAUGACCUCUCUUUGGGUCUUGGGUC
Messenger RNA from Cuscuta campestris, 2211 nucleotides. NCBI's taxonomy places the organism in Eukaryota, Viridiplantae, Streptophyta, Magnoliopsida, Solanales, Convolvulaceae. The record is from the annotation of a GenBank genome assembly.